AAAAGAAAUCGUGUCUCCACUUUCCUCCUGCUCAGUUCCAACCUGAAACUCCUGCUAUUAUCAGAAUAAGGAACAGAAAAUCGCACAUCUCAGCCGGCACAGCUAGUCUUUCUCACCGUCUCCGGUCGCUGAGGGGUUAAACGUCGCUUGGUAGUAGGAAGUGGGUGGCUGGAGCCGAGGAUGGAGCAAAGACUGUGAAGAAAACACAGAUCAUUUCUUCACAGGAAAAGCGGUGCUACACCCAAGAAGAACAGACUAAACACAUCGAAUACCCGAAGACGGACAAAUCCGUGUCCCAGGGGACGAAAACGAGAAGCGAUCAACCUGCUUUCGAUGCCGCUGUGUUUGCAUGUUUCACCAGAUGGACGGGUAGAGGCGCUUCUCAUUCAUCGUGCCUUUCCCCCCUUUUUCCUUUUUUUCUUUUUUUUAAAUGCACAUAUUCCCUGACGUGGAUGUGUGAUAAGAUCGAGAUCUGUGGUAGUGAUGUGCAAUAUGCAUGCAGUGAACUCUGUGUACAUGCACGCAGCACAUAGAUGUAUGUGGCUUGGCUGCUUGAGGACUUCUUUACUGGGUUUUUAAACCAACGGAGCAUCAUCGCGACAGAAGCAUCUAAAAUGGUGAUCUAAUUUAAUUUUAGUGAAAAUGUUUUUUGUCUUUGGCCGUGGAUCACCGGCUGUUCGGGAGUGAAGAUGUGCGCAAACUUUGUUUUAUCUUCGCCUCGAUAAGCCUCGGUGUGAGGGGUUCUUCUCUAUCUCCCAGCUGGACUUAAGUUCAUGCAGAGCAAGCUGAUCCCACCGUGAAGCCUCUUGCUUAUUCAGCACUUCGCAGAGGAGCCUAGUCAGUACUCUCUGUCAGUCUCAGCCAGCAUGGGAUGUCGGCUGCGGUCGAGCACAGGAGCGGCACUUUUUAUAUUUUGGUCAAACCCCGGUGUAGUUUUUUGCUUGUAGCACGUGACGGUAAACGUUUAUAUAUGCGUAUUUAUAUAUAGGAUUUGUGGUAUUUCUCAUACUGACCUUAACAGGGCCACCUAAUCUCCGGAACAUCAUCUGCUUUUCUCUGAAAAGUGAUGUUGACACCUACCGACACUCCGUCGGGUAUUUCGGCUUAUUAGCGUUCAAUUAUCACGUCUUGCUGGCUCGCUGAAAGCCACGCGAGAGUGGACCCUCUUCUCGCCCCGUCACCUGGAGACCAGGGGGCCACGAGACCAACCGACAGGUGUGACAUCCCCUCCGACACGCGCUAUGGAUGAUUCAGGGAUCAUCCGAAGACGGAGGCUGCAGAAGGAUCUACCUCUGCCCCGAAAAAGUAGUGGUUGCAGAACCAGUAACCGGAAAAGCCUCAUCCUGACCAGUACCUCCCCCACCCUGCCACGACCGCACUCACCACUGCCCGGACACAUAGGAAGCAGUCCGUUGGACAGCCCGCGCAACUUCUCACCAAGCGGACCUGCCCACUUCUCCUUUGCCUCUUCUCGAAGGGCCGAUGGUCGCAGAUGGUCUUUGGCUUCUUUGCCUUCCUCAGGAUAUGGCACCAACACACCCAGCUCAACGUCAUCCAGCUCAUCCCAGGAGCGUCUGCACCAGCUGCCCUUCCAGCCAACCAUGGAUGAGCUGCACUUCCUGUCCAAGCACUUUGGCAGCACAGAGAGCAUCACAGACGACGACGGCGGGCGCCGCUCGCCGCACGUCCGUCCUCGCUCCCGAAGCCUCAGCCCGGGGCGCUCACCAUCCUGCUAUGACAAUGAAAUAGUGAUGAUGAACCAUGUCUACAAGGAGCGCUUCCCCAAGGCCACAGCUCAGAUGGAAGAGAGGUUGGCAGACUUCAUCCAGAACUACUCCCCAGAGAGUGUUCUGCCACUGGCUGACGGGGUUCUCAGCUUCAUCCACCACCAGAUAACCGAGCUAGCCAGAGACUGCCUGACCAAAUCACGCGAGGGCGUCAUUACCAGCGUUUACUUCUGUGAACUGCAGGAGAAUCUGGAGAAGAUGCUGCACGACGUCUACAAGCGCUCGGAGAGCUCGGAGCUCACCUUCGUCAUCGAGCUUGUCAAAAAGCUCUUCAUCAUCAUAUCUCGUCCUGCCAGGCUGCUGGAGUGCUUGGAGUUCAACCCAGAAGAGUUUUAUCACUUACUCGAAGCAGCAGAGGACCACGCCAAGGAGGGACAACUGAUGAAGGCAGACAUCCCUCGAUAUAUUAUCAGUCAGUUGGGACUGACCAGGGACCCACUGGAGGAAAUCGUGGGCUUUGACAGCUACGACAGUGAGGGUCCGCACACUCCAGAGACCGAUGACUCAGCAGAGGGAAAAGGGAGAGCCAUCAAGCCACCAACUGAGGAAGACUUUCAGACCAUAAAACUGAUCAGCAAUGGAGCCUAUGGCGCCGUCUACCUGGUGCGACACAGGGAGACACGUCAGCGUUUCGCCAUGAAGAAGAUCAACAAGCAGAAUCUGAUCCUGAGGAACCAGAUCCAGCAGGCGUUUGUGGAGAGGGACAUACUCACAUUUGCGGAGAACCCCUUCGUCGUCUCCAUGUUCUGCUCCUUCGAAACGCGACGACACCUCUGCAUGGUCAUGGAGUACGUUGAAGGUGGGGACUGUGCCACUUUGCUGAAGAACAUCGGGGCUCUGCCUGUUGAGCUUGCGAGGAUGUACUUUGCUGAAACUGUAUUAGCCCUGGAGUAUCUGCACAACUAUGGGAUCGUCCACAGAGACCUCAAACCCGACAAUCUCCUGAUUACCUCCAUGGGCCACAUUAAGCUGACUGACUUUGGCUUGUCGAAGAUGGGCCUAAUGAGCCUCACCACCAACCUGUAUGAGGGACACAUUGAGAAAGAUGCCAGGGAGUUUCUGGACAAGCAGGUUUGCGGUACUCCAGAGUACAUCGCUCCAGAAGUGAUUCUCCGCCAAGGCUACGGGAAGCCGGUGGAUUGGUGGGCCAUGGGGAUCAUCCUCUAUGAGUUCUUAGUGGGUUGUGUGCCUUUCUUUGGAGACACUCCUGAGGAGCUGUUUGGACAGGUCAUCACAGAUGACAUAGUUUGGCCAGAUGGUGAUGAGGCCCUGCCUGCAGAUGCCCAAUCCCUCAUCUCUGCCCUGUUACAGACCAACCCUCUGGUCAGGCUCGGUACAGGGGGCGCAUUUGAGGUAAAGCAGCACUCCUUCUUCAGUGAGCUGGACUGGAACAGUUUGCUGAGACAGAAGGCAGAGUUCAUCCCUCACCUGGAGUCAGAGGAGGACACAAGCUACUUUGAUACUCGCUCCGAUCGUUAUCACCACAUCAAUACGUACGACGAGGAUGACACCAAUGACGAUGAGCCAGUGGAGAUCAGACAGUUCUCAUCCUGCUCUCCUCGCUUCAGCAAGGUGUACAGCAGCAUGGAGCAUCUUUCUCAGCUGGAACAGAAAGCUACGUGCUCCGUGUCCCGUCGGGAACACAAGGGCCCACGGGAGGACAAGGUAACGAAGAGAGAGAGCAUGGGCAGCUUCAGCAUGAGGGACAAGAGCUGGAGGACUGGAUCCCCUGAGAUGAAGCGCCUGUCCUGUUCAGAGUCCCUCUACACAGAAGGUGAUGCGAGCCCUCCUCUUGGUGCCCGACGACGCUUCUCAGCUCUGAUGGACACGCAUCGUUUUGCCUCACCUCUAGAGGGCGAGUCCGAAUUCCUGUCCCGCCAGAACUACAUGAAGGUCCGUGGCACUUCGCUGGACGGGACUACUGUCCCCUCACCGAGCCUGCUGGAGCAAAGAAACAGUCUGAAGGAGAUCAAUGGGGCAGACAAAUCUCCAAGGCCAGGAGAGACACCGGGCAUUACCACAGCCAUCACCACAUUAUCCCCAGGUCCUGCAGCAACCGGCCGGGAUGUGAUGACUCCUCUGUAUGACCCUCUGGGGCCACGAGCAACAAAUGACUUGGUCCUCCGGAGGGCACGCCAUCAGCAUUUGUCUGGUGAGGGAGAGAAGCGAAACUCCAGAGCAGGCAACAAGGUCAUUAAAUCAGCCUCUGCCACGGCCCUGUCUGUUAUCAUACCGUCAGUGGAGCAGCAUGGCGGCUUCUCCCCGCUGGCCAGUCCCAUGUCGCCCCACUCUUUCUCCUCCAACCCUUCGUCACGCGACUCUUCACCCAGCAGAGACUUUUUCCCAGCAGUCAGUGUGCUGCGCUCCCCCAUUACCAUCCACCGCUCCGGAAAGAAAUAUGGCUUUACUCUCAGAGCCAUCAGAGUCUACAUUGGAGACAGUGAUAUCUACAGCGUACAUCACAUUGUUUGGCAUGUGGAGGACGGUGGCCCCGCCCAGGAAGCUGGCCUUUGUGCUGGUGACCUCAUCACUCAUGUCAACGGGGAGCCCGUCCACGGUCUGGUCCACACUGAAGUAGUGGAGCUCAUCCUCAAGAGUGGCAACAAGGUGACGGUGACAACCACACCUUUUGAGAACACCUCCAUUAAAGUGGGCCCUGCUCGUAAGGCCAGCUACAAGUGCAAGAUGGCCCGGCGAAACAAGAGGACGAUGGGCAAAGACAGCCAGGACAAUAAGAAGCGUAGCUCCUUGUUCCGCAAGAUCACAAAACAGUCCAAUCUCCUGCACACCAGCCGCAGCUUGUCCUCCCUGAAUCGCUCUCUGUCCUCCAGUGAGAGUCUUCCCGGCUCCCCAACUCACAGCCUGUCUGCACGGUCUCCAACUCAGGGCUAUCGCUCCACCCCUGAGCCCUCAUACUUGGGUGCGUCCUCUCAGAGCAGCUCUGCAGCAUCCAGCACUCCAAACUCCCCGGCUCCCUCGCAGCACAUGAGACCCAGCUCACUGCACGGCCUCUCCCCGAAACUCCAUCGCCAGUAUCGGUCUGCCCGUUGUAAGUCUGCCGGUAAUAUUCCACUGUCCCCGUUGGCUCACACGCCCUCCCCCACCCAGUCUUCACCUCCACCUUUACCAGGUCACACUGUAGGGAGCUCCAACACAACCCAGUCUUUCCCUGCCAAGCUCCACUCUUCCCCGCCGGUGGUACGUCCCAGGCCCAAGAGUGCCGAGCCUCCGCGAUCACCUCUCCUCAAACGCGUGCAGUCAGCAGAGAAGCUCGGCUCGCCUCUAACCCAGUCAAGCUCUACAGGAGGGCUGGGGGGUCCACUGAGGAAACACAGCCUUGAGGUCCAGCACUCUGAGUACCGCAAGGACGCCUUCCUCUGCGAGCUUGGGCUCCAGAGCCUGCUGGAGACAGAAGGGGAAAAUUUGCCUCCUAAUCCUCCCCCUCUACCCUCAUCCUCAACUUCCCCAGAGACUGGUGUGCUGAAGCCAGCGAGGAGACUAGGGAGACAGGAGUCACCACUGAGCAGGGAAACACUACUGGCUGGAAGGGAGAGGGAAGAGAAAGAGAGAGGAGUGGAGAGGGAGAAGGAGGCUGGGACAGGAUCGCAGUCAUCCUUAGGAAGAAAACCUCAUGCAAGUGAGCAGCCUUUGAACUCACAAAGCUCUGUACUAAGUGCAGGAACUACUAAAGCUAUAACCCCUAGCACGCCUACCAAAACAACAGGGGGUUUAGGUGCUCACAAGGGGCCUGAGAAGUUCACCCAGAGUCAGGCAGACAUGUCUCCAAAACAGCUAGACUCCAAGAUAGCCAAAAGUCUGUUUUCUAACAGUAAACAUCCACAGGAGCAGCAGCUAGGGGGCAGACCUGAAUCAAAGCAGGAAGGAGACAACAAGAGCCGGUGUGGUCUUCCUGGAGCUGCCUACAGCAAAAGCUCUGUUUCUGCUCCAGAUAAGUCCGCUGGCAUCAUCACAACAGUGACAGGAGGUCCUCUGAGCAAAACCUUUAAACCAUCAGGAGUUGGAGACGCCCUGAGAAAGAUGGGGACUGACAGCAGUGACACAAGGACACCAGACCUUGGCUCCAAAAGCCCCAAACUACCAGCUCGGGUCCUCCCUCCUGUCGUUCCCCCGCAUGGGCAGGCGCUGUCACUGGCCAAAGUAAGGCAGGGACUCGGGGCUGUCAACUGCUACCGGGGAUCACUCGACUGGGAGGACAAAUGUCGUCUGGAGGUGGUGGAGGAGCACUCACCCUCUCCUUCUCCCUCCCCAACCGCGGUAACCCCCUCCCUCUGUGGACCUUCCCUCUGUAAGUCACGGCCUGUCUCCCCUGGUGACAAGACAAGCUUCGUCAGCCAGCUGACCACUGUGGCCAAAAACGUCCUCGGCCCGAUCAAGCUCGGCUCUCAAGAGGGGGCCAAGAGCAAAGAGCAGCAGUCUAAAGCAGCAGAGGAAAAACAGGGAGGCACAGUGGGAAAGUCUGACUCUCCAGCUGGAGGUCGAGUGGUUGUUGGGGCUGCAGUGGUGACCCAGAGUCCUGCUGGUUCACCGCUAGAGAAGGCAACAGGUAGCAGCCUGCCGAAAAUGUGACCUCAUGGAGUCCCUAAAUGGGACUUUAGUAAAAAGAAAAAAAAAGAAGAUGCCUUUUUUGGACAAUGCAACAGAAGACUAGCACUUAAAACCAAUGUACAUUCCAGUUUAAGAGUAUAAAAUGUUAUUUAUUGAUUCCAAUCACUGACUGAAUCUAACCUAAAACCAGGAGUAAAAGAUCUACUGUAAAGGUGCAUUAACUGUUGAUUUUCUAUUAUAAAUACUUUAAUAAGAGGACUCUAAAUGUAACGUGAAACACUUUAUCAGAUGUAUAUGUGAGUCUGUGUGAAUGCAUGUCACAUGGUUUGUACUGUACAUGUGUAAUAGGUACAAGAUGGUCAAAAAGUGCUUUACAGAUCAAAACAUGCUGAAUACUGUGAAUACCAAAUCCAGUCACUCUAUUUUUUCUUUCAACCAGCCCUUUUUUUGUUUUGGG
Molecule: messenger RNA, 6810 nt
Organism: Pundamilia nyererei
Lineage: Eukaryota; Metazoa; Chordata; Actinopteri; Cichliformes; Cichlidae
Gene: mast1a
Product: microtubule associated serine/threonine kinase 1a
Exons: 27
Coding region: 1242-6374 (1710 amino acids)
Biological process (GO): cytoskeleton organization; peptidyl-serine phosphorylation; intracellular signal transduction
Molecular function (GO): ATP binding; protein binding; protein serine/threonine kinase activity
Source: RefSeq, a predicted model, not a curated record